This is a messenger RNA of Cephus cinctus (wheat stem sawfly), 476 nucleotides long. RefSeq lists its product as uncharacterized. Lineage: Eukaryota; Metazoa; Arthropoda; Insecta; Hymenoptera; Cephidae. The transcript is spliced from 2 exons. The coding region runs from base 168 to 476 and encodes 102 amino acids. The record is from RefSeq and is a predicted model, not a curated record.
ACGAUGGUGAGCGACUUUAAAAUAACAUUAGUCGAUGAAGAAAGUCUAUCCAGUUUACCAGGUGCUCCUUAUUCAUAAUCACGUUCAAUACAUACUUCUAAUGUUAAAUCUGAAACUAUUUGAUUCACUAAUUUUUACAAAGCGUCUCCGCAAUAGGCACAGUUAACAUGAUGUAUUUGAGAUUACAAAAGUCUUAUAAAAUAAGAGACGAUAAAAGACGCGAAAGAAGUUAUCCUAUUAUAAACAAUAGAGACUUCCGGAACUUUCCUCACAAACACGUCAUAAACACGAAAGCAAGAGCGACAUCAAUUUGUAUGGUCGGUGUCCCAAAUAGCACAACGCGAUUGAUAUGCGCAUUGGCAGCAACGCGUAGUAAUCCGGUUGGCGUGCACAUUAGAAAUCGAGGCCUUCUCGAAAGACGCGUCAUGACCUCAAUUCAGCAUCAAAAGCUCCAAAAACCAUUUUCCCAAACAUAA